Pistacia vera is the source of this 706-nucleotide messenger RNA. Its product is annotated as N-alpha-acetyltransferase MAK3-like. Gene Ontology annotation, cellular component: NatC complex. The transcript has 4 exons. Lineage: Eukaryota; Viridiplantae; Streptophyta; Magnoliopsida; Sapindales; Anacardiaceae. The coding region runs from base 74 to 658 and encodes 194 amino acids. Gene Ontology annotation, molecular function: protein-N-terminal amino-acid acetyltransferase activity. Gene Ontology annotation, biological process: N-terminal peptidyl-methionine acetylation. The record is from RefSeq and is a predicted model, not a curated record.
GGGCCAAUUGAAUUGAAGCCCAAAAACAAAGACGACAUAGAAGUGAAGUUCCCCUGCUUGAAUCUACUGAAAGAUGGAAUCCGAACAACAACCGGAAUCAACGAACAAAGAAGAGUUCGACUCGUCGGAGAUAGAGUACGUAAGCUACGCUGGAGAACAUCACCUGCCGUUGAUCAUGAACCUCGUCGAUCAAGAACUUAGUGAACCCUACUCUAUCUUCACUUACCGCUACUUCGUCUAUCUCUGGCCCCAUCUUUCUUUCUUGGCGUUUCACAAAGGUAAAUGUGUGGGCACAGUUGUGUGUAAGAUGGGAGAACAUCGAGCUACUUAUAGAGGUUACAUUGCUAUGUUGGUUGUUAUUAAACCUUAUCGUGGAAGAGGCAUUGCGACUGAACUCGUUACUAGAUCGAUUAAGGUGAUGAUGGAAGCUGGCUGUGAAGAGGUAACGUUGGAAGCAGAAGUCACAAAUAAAGGAGCACUUGCACUAUAUGGACGUCUUGGGUUUAUUAGGGCAAAACGGUUGUUCCGCUAUUAUUUGAACGGUGUUGAUGCUUUUCGACUGAAGUUGUUAUUCCCUUGCCCAGAGAUACACCCAGCGUUGUCUAUGAUGGCGGAAAGAGAUGACAGCCACAUGCAUCAUGAUCACAUGGUGCCAUGAGAAUGUCACCAACCCCAUUAAGGUCGAUUAUGAUCACAUAGCAUAGCA